AUGGUGGAUCUUGAUUAUGCCCUAAGGCAUGACCCUCCUGCUGUUCUGACUGCUGAAAGCACUACAGAUCAGAAAAUAGAGCAUGAAAAGUGGGAAAGGUCUAAUAGAAUGUCUCUUAUGGUUAUCAAGAAUUCCAUCUCAACUGCCAUUAGGGGAGCUAUACCUGAUUCAGAGAAUGCCAAAGAAUAUCUGAAUUCAGUUGAGGAGCAAUUCAAGGGAUCUUCUAAAGCACAUGCGAGUUCUCUAAUUUUGAAGAUGCUUACCACAAAAUAUGAAGGGACUAGUGGUGUGCGUGAGCACAUAAUGAUGAUGAGCGACAUGGCCCAUAAGUUAAAGGGAUUAGACAUGGAAAUAAGCGACGGUUUUUUAGUACACUUCAUCAUGACUUCUCUUCCUGCACGUUUUAAUGCUUUUAAGAUCAACUAUAAUACUCAGAAAGACAAAUGGUCAAUGAGUGAGUUGAUAGCAAUGUGUGUGCAGGAGAAAGAACGUUUGAAACUAGAACAACCAGAAGUUGCUUAUAUCGCUACCACUAAGUCAGUGAAAAGGAAGGGAAAUUUUAAAGGGGAAAGUUCAAAAGUCCAGAAAGUUAAUUCAAAUACUGUUUCCAGCCCUAAUGUCUCCAAGGGACAGUCUCGUUGCAAGUUCUGCCAUAACAAAGGGCACUUGCAACGAGAUUGCUCAAAAUUCAAGGAAUGGCUGGCUAAGAAAGUAUCAGUAUCAAAGUUAGACAAUGAUGGUUUUGAAGUUUUACAUGGGCAUGGAAAGGUCACUAUUAGUUUAAACUCCCAAGUUCUUGGUUGUGGUUAUCUGGAUGGAAAUCUCUAUAAGUUAGAACUAGAUUAUAGUUUUUCGAAAUCUUUGUUGUCAUAUAAUGUAAAUGAGAAAAUCAACAAACGAAAACGAAAACGCAAACAUGAUUUGGAAACAUCAUCUAAAUUAUGGCAUCGACGUUUAGGCCACAUCUCACGAGACAGAAUGAUAAGACUCGUGAAGGAUGGUGAAUUACCAGAUCUUGAUUUUAGCGAUUUUGGAACAUGUGUUGAAUGCAUUAAAGGGAAAAAGACUAAUAAAAAUAAAAAGGGUGCCACAAGGAGUUCUGGAUUAUUAGAACUCAUACACACUGAUAUUUGUGGACCUUUUCCACCUGGCAUUACUGGCCAUACGUCUUUUAUUACUUUCAUAGAUGAUUAUUCUCGGUACAUGUACCUGUAUUUGAUUAAAGAAAAAUCUGAAUCACUUGAAAUGUUUAAAACUUUUAAGGCUGAAGUUGAAAACCAACUUAGCCGUAAGAUAAAGGUAGUGAGAUCAGAUAGAGGGGGUGAGUAUUAUGGUCGACAUACAGACAUUGGUCAAGUUCCCGGUCCUUUCUUUAAUUUUUGUAAAGAACACGGUAUAGUGAACCAAUUUACCAUGCCGGGUACACCUCAGCAGAAUGGUGUUGCUGAGAGAAGAAAUAGAACCCUUAUGGACAUGAUAAGAAGUAUGUUGGCAAACUCAAAUUUGCCAAAAUUUUUAUGGACUGAGGCAUUGAAGACAGCCGUUCUUAUACUAAAUAGGGUUCCUUCUAAAUCUGUCCCAAAAACUCCUUAUGAAAUUUGGACAGGAAAGAAACCAAGCUUAGAGUAUAUGAAAGUAUGGGGUUGUCCUGCUGAAGCUACACUUUAUGAUCCUUUGAAAAAGAAAAUUGACAUGAGGACAGUCAGUUGCUAUUUCAUAGGAUAUCCCGAACGAUCAAAGGGAUAUAGAUUUUACUGCCCUUCACACGUUACCCGUAUUGUGGAAAGUCGAAUUGCUGAUUUUAUAGAGGACUUUAAGCUUAGGAGGUCAUCAAGGCCAAGAAGGCCCACUAACUUUGAUGAUUAUGUAACCUACCUUAAUGAAGCUGAUUUGGAUUUAGGAAAGUAUAAUGAUCCAACCUCUUACAGUGAAGCCAUUGGUAGUGAUAAAUCUUCUGAGUGGAAUAAAGCUAUGAUUGAUGAGCUUGAUUCCAUGAAAAAGAAUGGCGUUUGGGAAUUGGUUGAAUUGCCCAAGGGGGUAAAACCCGUGGGAUGCGGACCAAUUUCAUGGAGGAGUCAUAAGCAACAGUUAACAACAACCUCAACGAUGAUGGCAGAAUAUGUUGCAGUGUACAAUGCAACGUGCCAUGGGAUGUUGUUAAGAAAUCUCAUCACUGGACUCAAAGUCGUUAUCUCCAUAUCACGACCAUUGAAGAUUUACUGUGACAACUCAGCUGCUGUUAGUUUCUCGAAUAGUAACAGUUCGAGCGGAGCUGGUUUAUACCUCGAUACAAAGUUUUUGUUCGUUCGAGAACGUGUAGAGGAAAAUAAUCUUUGUAUUGAGCACAUAAGCACUAAAGAUAUGCUAGCGGAUCCGAUGACUAAAGGUCUACCACCCAGAACUUUCCAAGAUCUUGUAAUGAGAAUGGGUUUUAGUAAAGACCUUGCUAUUUCACCAUUAAUGACGACAGCAGACCUUGAACCUCUUGUUCAUUUGUCAAAUGCGUUUAUAGAAUCGAAGAAGAAGAGGAAGGUGGUACAAGAACACAACGGAGCCGGCGAGGUUCUCCGACAGACCGAUGAUGAUGAUGACACGAUGAUGAUGAUGCUGAUGAUGUCGACACGAUGA
Molecule: messenger RNA, 2628 nt
Organism: Helianthus annuus (common sunflower)
Lineage: Eukaryota; Viridiplantae; Streptophyta; Magnoliopsida; Asterales; Asteraceae
Exons: 5
Coding region: 1-2628 (875 amino acids)
Biological process (GO): DNA integration
Molecular function (GO): zinc ion binding; nucleic acid binding
Source: RefSeq, a predicted model, not a curated record